This is a messenger RNA of Eurypyga helias (sunbittern), 2226 nucleotides long. Its product is annotated as multidrug resistance-associated protein 5-like. Lineage: Eukaryota; Metazoa; Chordata; Aves; Eurypygiformes; Eurypygidae. Gene Ontology annotation, molecular function: ATP binding; ATP hydrolysis activity; ATPase-coupled transmembrane transporter activity. The record is from RefSeq and is a predicted model, not a curated record. Gene Ontology annotation, cellular component: membrane. The coding region runs from base 55 to 771 and encodes 238 amino acids. The transcript has 6 exons. Gene Ontology annotation, biological process: transmembrane transport.
ACUCCUCCUCUGGACUGGCCACAGGAAGGUGAAGUUGUUUUUGAAAACGCAGAGAUGCGGUACCGAGAGAACCUCCCUCUAGUACUUAAAAAAGUGUCCUUUACCAUCAAACCGAAGGAGAAGAUUGGCAUUGUGGGCAGGACAGGCUCAGGGAAGUCUUCCCUUGGAAUGGCACUCUUCCGUCUCGUUGAACUGUCUGGAGGCUGCAUUAAAAUUGACGGAGUGAAAAUAAAUGACAUCGGUUUGGCAGAUCUUCGCAGCAAACUCUCAAUAAUUCCUCAGGAACCCGUGCUGUUCAGUGGCACUGUGAGAUCAAACUUGGAUCCUUUCAAUCAGUACAGUGAGGAACAAAUCUGGGAUGCUUUGGAAAGGACUCACAUGAAGGAGUGUGUUGCCCAGCUGCCUAUGAAACUUGAUUCAGAAGUGAUGGAGAAUGGGGAAAACUUUUCGGUUGGAGAGAGGCAGUUGCUGUGCAUAGCUAGAGCUCUACUGCGGCGUUGCAAGAUUUUGAUACUGGAUGAAGCAACAGCUGCUAUGGACACAGAGACAGAUCUACUGAUUCAGGAGACCAUCAGAGAGGCAUUUGCAGACUGCACUAUGUUAACAAUUGCUCAUCGCCUGCAUACGGUACUGGGCUCCGAUCGGAUCAUGGUGCUAACACAGGGACAGGUGGUGGAAUUCGACAUGCCGUCUGCCCUUCUGGCCAACGAGAACUCGCGCUUCUAUGCUAUGUUUGCUGCUGCGGAGAACAAGGUUGCUGUCAAGGGCUAAAAUUCAGGGCAAAGUCACUUUCAUUUCGGAGAGCUACGCUCCCUGCCUGUGGCAGGCCAGCUCUUCCUCCUUCUUUUUCUCCUUCAAGCAGAUUAUUGCCUUUUCAUCUUUUAAUUUUUAGCACAAUGUGUUAAGCCAGACUGUUUUUAAAACCGUGUCAGAAGAAUUCUUCAUGUUUUUAUUACUGUAUUUAUUCCAUAAUCAUAUUACUAAUUUUUUGUCAUUAAAUGCACUCUACAAAUGGCUCAGGGAGCCAUAGUUAUAAAUGUAUCAGAGGCCUAUAAUGAAGCUUUAUACAUGUAGCUAUAUCUAUACAUAUUUCUGUAUAUAGCCUAUAUUUACAGUGGAAAUGUAAGCUGUUUAUUUUAUAUUAAAAUACGCACUGUAUUAAUAACAGUGCAUAUUCUUUUCUAUAAUUUUUGUACAGUUUACGGUACCAGAGAUCUGGCUUUGCUAUCAGACUGUAUCAGACACCGUUUUGUCUUUUACAGCUGGUCUUUUCCUAGUGCCGGAUUUUCUGCGUGUCUGAGUGGAAGUGAAGCUUUGCAAUAGUGUCCUUUAUUGUCACAUCUUCGUUGUCUAGCGCAGGGGGGAAGAGCUCUGUGGUGUAACUAUUGCAUUGUAAUUUAUCAAAGCUAUUUAGAACAUUGCUGAUGUUCACCACGGCAGCGGCCGCUGCUUCCCGUCAUGCUUUCCCAAAGCAGGGUUUUUAGUGAUCUCCUGAGUGGAGAACCACUUCUGGGUCACAUUAAGGCCUCGUAUUUUCUCAGUGUCCUGAUACAGUAUUUCUCACUGUCUCAGCAGGGUUUAUUUUAAUGCAAGCAAGCCCAAGCUCUUCCUGCUUCGCUGAUCUAACACAACCAAAAUCUAACUGUUCGUGGAAUGAUCUGUAACAAAUUAAUCAUAGGGUUCGAAUCUCACCUUGUACGCUAGCAGGGAAGGCUUUUCAGAGUCGCUUCAGCUGACUGACUCCUUUAUCUUGAAGCUGCUAACAGUCCUCGGAGGUUUAGGUUGGCUUUCAUUGGCAUGGGUAACACUAACUCCUUAUUCUGCUCACUUAUUAUAAGGUUAAACAACAUUAAUAUUUCCUGUUUCUUUAUUGCACACUUGUUAAGGAAACAGUCCCCCACCCCACGUCUUCUGGAACUUUGAACAGGUUCCUGUUGAUCAGGAUGUAACCCUGGUGUAGGACAUUGUUUUCUUACUGUAAAGAGACCUACCUCAGGUUACUAGGUCCUGUGUAGUACGUUGCCACGAUCACUGUACCCCAUCCCUGUUUCACGGGGCCUGUGGCCCGGGCGGGCACGGUCGCUCCUGUAAUAGCCGUGACUUACUGAAUGGUCAGCGUUGCAUGUCUCUGUCAACUUGGACAUUUUGUAGCCUUAGCAUGUUUGCAAAAUGUCUCACUGAGGCAGAAAUCUGAAAAGCAAAUAAAACUAUUUUGGGUUUUGUAAA